AUGAAGGCUGCCGUUCUCUCUAGCCUGUUGGCCUUCUCGGCCCAGACUGCUUAUGCCCAGGUCAAGGGCACUCCUCAGGGCUUCGCGGCCGGAACUACCGGUGGUGGCGAUGCUACUGCUGCCACUCCAUCCAGUAUCGAGGAACUUACCCAGUGGAUCACCGACGACACUCCCCGUACCAUCCUGAUCGACCGCACCUGGGACUUCGCCGGCACCGAGGGCACUACCUCCGGGCAGUGCUGCAGCACCAGAACCACUACCUGCGAGGGCGGCACCUCCAAGGGCCAGGCUUGGAUCCAGGACAGCUGCGACGACGGCACCUGGGUGUCUUGCACGUACGACAACGCCGCUCGUUCGCCCCUGGACAUCGGCUCCAACAAGAGCAUUGUCGGCGUUGGCAGCGGCGCUGUGCUCAAGGGCAAGGGACUCCGUGUUCGUGGUGGUAACAAGAAUGUGAUCAUCCAGAACAUUCACAUCACGAACUUGAACCCCCAGUACGUCUGGGGCGGAGACGCCUUGACCCUCGACGGAGCAGACCAGGUCUGGAUUGACCACAACAAGUUCUCCCUGACGGGCCGCCAACACAUCGUCAGCGGCUGGGGCCAAGCCGGACGGGUCACGAUCUCAAACAACGAGUUCGACGGCCGCAGCGAGUGGUCCGCCGGGUGCAACGGCAAGCACUACUGGACGAUGCUCCUGAUCGGCGAGAACGACCAGUACACGUUCUCCGGAAACUGGGUGCACGACGUCUCCGGCCGCGCUCCCCACAUGGGCACCGACAACACCGACUCCCAGAUCUUCUUCCACGGCGUGAACAACUACUUCCAGGACAUCGGCGGACACUCGUUCGACAUCGACACCAACACCCACGUCCUGCUGGAGGGCAACUACUUCGAUAACGUCGACACUCCCUUAACGCAAACUUCGCUGGAGAGUGGCGCGCUGAUUUACAACGUUCCGACUGUGGACUCGGCCAGUGCCUGUACCUCGGACCUGGGAUAUAUCUGUGAAUGGAACCGUCUGAGUAACUCGGGCGAGUGGACGUCGAAGACUGAUCAGGCGGUUCUGAGCAAGGCCGCGGAGUUUAAGGAUUCUUUGAUCGACCAUAUUGGUGUGGCGGAUGUGCCGGCGACUGUUAAGGCCAAUGCUGGUGUUGGCAAGAUCUGA
Molecule: messenger RNA, 1167 nt
Organism: Aspergillus steynii IBT 23096
Lineage: Eukaryota; Fungi; Ascomycota; Eurotiomycetes; Eurotiales; Aspergillaceae
Product: polysaccharide lyase family 1 protein
Exons: 4
Coding region: 1-1167 (388 amino acids)
Molecular function (GO): pectate lyase activity
Source: RefSeq, a predicted model, not a curated record